UUCAGGUGAGCUAGCAUGCAUUCGGUCCCAACGCCCCCCAUUCCAUCCACCCCAUGUACUCACGGUAGCUGCAUCGUCGUCUUUUUCCACUCUCGACACCUUUUUGCUUGACCCUCUCGGCCUGCCAUUCAUCGGCCGCCCUUUCUUUUCCUUGCCGUCCUCUUUUUGCCCAUUAAUUCUUCCCCCUCGUUUAUGCACCGCCGUCGCCUGUCGUAAUCACGCUCGCUGCUCGUGUCCUUGUCCGCAACUCCGCUUGUUCUGUUCUCCGUCUUGUUUGCCGCUACAUUCCAGCCCCAGGGUACAAACAGAUAGACAUCAAACUCGACGGCGACCAUCCUUUCGCCUGACCUUCACACUCGCUCAACGCUCCCCCGGGGAAGCGCCUCCCCCUUCUCAUUCCACAUGGCGAGCAAUACCUUCGGAGGAACCGUUCCUCAGUAUGCCCAAUCUUCACUGCCCGCUCUGCCUCAACACCUGCAGUCCGACACCCACUUGACCGCACACCUCGCCAGCCGCUUCCAUGCCCACUUGCCCACCUCCACGCUCUCUUCCCAUGCCAUCAUCUCCCUCAACACAUACACCGACUCCAGCCGGGGGACCGAUGGGGGCAAAGAUGGUAGCGCCCAUCAGGCUGCCGAGGACCUCGCCCAGCGUGCCUACACGCGUUUAGGUCUUCGAUCCGAGGAUCAGGCUAUUGUAUUUCUGGGUGAGCCUGGAUCAGGCAAGACCACCAUCCGCGGCCAUUCCCUUCGUGCCUUCCUCUCUUAUUCGGCUACGCCCUUAUCCAAGAAGAUCGAGCACGCCAACUUCAUCUUCGACGCUUUCACCACUACCAAAUCCACCACCACUCCUAUCGCCUCCAAAGCCGGCCUCUUGCUCGAACUCCAGUACAACACCUCCACAUCCAACCACGCCACCUUGUUGGGUGCCCAGUUCCUCGCACAUCGUCUUGAGCGGAGCCGCAUCGCCUGCGUCCCCACCGGCGAGCGCAACUACCACAUCUUGUACUACCUACUGUCCGGCACCAGCUUGGCCGAAAAGAAACAUCUCGGUCUGGAUGUGAUCGGGGGCGAUCAACCUGGUGCCCGUGCCUCACUCACGACCAGCAAACGAUGGCGUUAUCUGGGCCAUCCCACACAGCUCAAGGUGGGUAUUGACGACGCCAAGGGCUUCCAGGACUUCAAGACUGCCCUGCGCAAGCUCGAGUUCUCCAAGCAAGACAUUGCAGGCAUCUGCGAGGUCAUGGCUACCAUCCUGCACAUUGGCCAGCUCGAGUUCGAGAUGGGUCAGUCCACCACUCCCGCUGCUGACGAGAGCGGUGGCUACUCCCACGAAGGCGGCGAAGCCAUCACCGUGGUGAAGAACAAGGACAGCCUGGAACCCAUUGCCCGCUUCCUGGGUGUCACCACUUCGGAAUUGGAGCAGAGUCUUCGCUACAAGACCAAGACUCUGUAUCGCGAGCGAGUCACAGUCAUGUUAGAUCCCAAGGGUGCUCGUGCAAACGCCGAUGAGCUGGCGCGCACUCUCUACACUUUGUUGGUGGCGUACGUCAUGGAACAAAUCAACUUGAGGAUCUCUGUUCACGCUGAUCAAGUGGCCAACACUGUCUCCCUUGUUGAUUUCCCUGGCUUCUCACCAUCAUCCGGCACUGGCUCCGGCCUGGACCAACUGCUCAACAAUGCCGCCAAUGAAUCUCUGUUCAACUUUUGCCAACAGAGCUUCUUCGGCCGUCAGGUCCAGGAAAUGGAGGCCGAAGAUGUCAGCGUUCCCCAGCUGGAGUACUGGGAUAACUCCGAAGCCAAGACUGGUCUUCUCAAGACUGGGAAUGGCCUUUUGAGCAUUCUCGAUGACCAGACCCGCCGUGGUAAAAGCGACAUGCAAUUCUUGGAGGCCAUCCGCAAACGCUUUGAUGGAAAGAACAACGCCAUCUUGCCGGGAAGCUUGACCGUCGUUCAGCCGGGUAGCAAUUUCCCUACCCCCAACACCUCGACUGCUUUCACGGUCCGUCACUUUGCUGGCGAUGUCGACUAUGCUGCGGACAACCUCAUUGAGGAGAACGCCGAGCUCAUCUCUGGCGACAUGAUGAAUCUACUCAAGACGGCGCGCAGUUCUUUCGUGCAGGAACUCUUCGGCCAAGACGUUCUCAACAAAAUCACCCACCCCAAAGAGAAGUCGGCCAUUGUCCAAGCCACUGUCAGCUCCAAACCUAUGCGGAUGCCAAGCAUGGCAAAACGCAAAGGAGACAAGACAGGUCGAUUCGGGCGACCGGUCAAUGUAUUUGAUGAGGACGCAAUGAGCGAGGCUGACAGCACCGUCUCUGGAUCAAGAAAAGGUGACUCCAACAAACAGCAAGGUGCUGCCGGUCAAUUCCUGAGCUCCCUGAAGACAAUCGAUUCCUCUUUGCGCAAAGCAAACCCUUAUUUCAUCAUUUGUUUGAAGCCCAACGACCGCAGAAUCGCCAAUCAGUUCGAUAGCAAGUGUGUGAGGACCCAGGUACAGUCCCUGGGUAUUGCAGAGAUCAGCCAGCGCCUUCGUGUUGCCGAUUUCAGCAUCUUCCUUCCAUUCGCUGAAUUUCUGGGCAUGUCCCAAUCCGACACAGCCGUGGUUGGUAGCGAGAAAGAAAGGGCUGAAGCUAUUCUAGACGAUAAACCCUGGCGUGAGAAUGAAGUCCGGGUCGGAGCGACUGGCGUGUUUCUCAGUGAGCGUUGCUGGUUUGAAAUUGCAAACGUGGCAGACAUGUCUCCUCCUGCCCGGGGCCUCUCCGCAUCCGACGACAAUAUGCUCUCCCCGAAUCCACCACGUCCUUUCGGUGAUGCCAGCACCGGUCUCCUAGCGCCAUCUCCAGGAGGCUUCUACGACGACAAAAACGCCAGUUAUUUCGGCAGUAAAGAUAUAGAUGCGCGAUCUGAAGCUCCCUCAGCAAUCACCAAUGGCGACAUGUUCCAUGGACUGGAGCAUCCUAAGAUGAUCGACGAGAAGUCACCUGCGAACGGAAUGGAGGAAGUGGAGACUGUUCCCGUAUCGGGCAGUCGAAAGCGAUGGAUGUUUGUGGUGUAUGCCCUGACCUGGUUCAUUCCCGACGUCUUGAUCAAAUGGAUUGGGAGGAUCAAGAGGAAGGAUGUUCGUGUUGCUUGGCGAGAAAAGCUGGCCAUCAAUAUGCUCAUCUGGUUCAGCUGCGCGGUUGUUGUUUUCGUGAUGAUCGGGUUCCCGAGACUCAUUUGUCCCACACAACAUGUUUACUCUACCGCCGAACUCACUUCUUUCAACGGCAAGGAUGGCAAUGACGCUUACAUUGGCAUCCGUGGCAUCGUGUAUGACCUCGGUAAAAUCAUUCCUGUUCACUACCCGUCAACGAAGCUCAUCCCAGAGAAAAACUUCGAAAAAUACGCCGGUACCGAUGCCACCAACCUCUUCCCUGUCCAAGUCUCCGCUCUCUGCAAAGGUAUCAACGGCGACAUCAACAAUAAUGUACAGCUCGACUACAGGAACAACAACUACACGGACUCCAGCAACCUCAUCAGCACCACGGAUAAGAACGCGCAGUACCAUGACUUCCGCAUGUUCAGAAAUGAUUCCCGCAAGGAUUGGUGGUUCGAGCAACAGGUAUUUAUGAAGGCCAAUUAUAUGAAGGGUCGAGUUGGCUACAGCCCGCAAUACCUCAAAACCUUGGCUGGCAAGGGAGAUGCAAUUGCCUACAUGAACAACAAGGUAUAUGAUCUCACUGACUACAACCGUGGUGGUCGUAAGCCGGAACCGAAUGAAAACGGAGAGCCACUCGCCAGCAACAUCAAUAGUGACUUUAUGGAUAACUCCAUUACCGAGGUAUUUCGCGUUCAAGCAGGGAAUGACAUUUCAAAGUAUUGGGAUGCUUUGAACUUGAGCGCAGACCAAAAGAAGAGCCAGCUGGUUUGUCUGGAGAAUCUGUUUUACGUGGGCGAGUUGGACACCAGAAGCUCCGCCAGAUGUCAGUUCGCCACGUACUUCCUCUUGGUCAUCUCCAUCAUUUUGGUCAGUGUCAUCGGGUUCAAAUUCUUGGCUGCUCUUCAGUUCGGCAGAAAGAGCGUACCGGAGAACAUUGAUAAGUUCAUCAUUGCAACUGUUCCAGCGUAUACCGAAGACGAGGACUCGCUUCGCCGAGCCAUCGACUCUGCCGCUCGCAUGAAGUAUGAUGACAAGCGCAAAUUGCUCGUCAUUAUAUGUGAUGGUAUGAUUAUCGGUCAAGGCAACGACAAACCCACCCCUCGCAUCGUCUUGGAUAUUCUCGGCGUGCCAGAAACGACGGACCCAGAUCCGCUCAGCUUUGAAUCGUUGGGAGAGGGACAAAAGCAGCACAACAUGGGCAAAUGUUAUUCCGGAUUGUAUGAAGUGCAGGGUCACAUUGUGCCUUUCCUAGUUGUUGUCAAGGUCGGUAAACCAUCAGAAGUCUCCAAACCUGGCAACCGAGGAAAGCGAGAUUCUCAGGUCAUCCUCAUGAGAUUCCUCAACCGCGUUCAUUACAAUCUUCCCAUGAGUCCCCUUGAACUCGAAAUGCAUCACCAAAUUCGCAACAUCAUCGGCGUCAACCCGACCUUCUACGAAUUCUUGCUCCAGAUCGAUGCAGACACCGUUGUGGCUGAUGACUCGGCGACUCGUUUUGUUGCAGCAUUCCUUCACGACACUCGUCUGAUCGGCGUAUGUGGCGAGACGUCGCUCACCAACGCAAAGGCAUCCUUCGUCACGAUGAUGCAGGUUUACGAAUACUUCAUCUCGCACAACUUGACCAAGGCGUUUGAGAGUCUGUUUGGAUCCGUCACCUGUCUUCCAGGAUGCUUCACCAUGUAUCGCAUCCGAGCUGCCGAGACCGGAAAACCAUUGUUCGUGAGCAAGGAGGUUAUUGAAGCUUACCAAGAGAUCCGUGUCGAUACCCUUCACAUGAAGAAUCUCCUACAUCUUGGAGAGGAUCGAUACCUGACAACGCUGCUGCUCAAGCAUCACUCCAAAUACAAGACCAAGUAUCUGCACCGGGCCCAUGCGUGGACUAUUGCCCCCGAUAGCUGGACGGUCUUUAUGUCUCAACGCCGUCGCUGGAUCAACUCCACAGUGCACAAUUUGCUUGAGCUCAUUCCUUUGCAGCAGCUUUGUGGGUUCUGCUGCUUCAGUAUGCGCUUUGUUGUCUUCUUGGAUUUGCUUUCCACGGUUAUCAUGCCCGUGACGGUUGUCUAUAUUGGUUACCUGAUCUACCAAUUGAUCACAGCCCCAGGCAUUAUCCCUUACUCAGCCUUUAUUCUUUUGGGUGCCGUCUACGGUCUCCAGGCCAUCAUCUUCAUUCUCCGACGCAAAUGGGAGAUGAUUGGUUGGAUGAUCAUCUAUAUCAUUGCCACACCCGUGUUCUCCUUUGGUCUUCCACUGUAUUCUUUCUGGUACAUGGAUGAUUUCUCCUGGGGCAACACUCGUAUCGUUACGGGUGAGAAGGGUCAGAAACUUGUGAUAUCUGACGAAGGCAAAUUCGAUCCGGCCAGCAUCCCCAAGAAGAAAUGGGACGAAUACCAGGCCGAAAUGUGGGAGCAACAUACGGCUCGCGACGAUCGCUCAGAGAUUUCCGGCUUCUCCUACGGCACGAAGCGCUUCUUCAACAACGGCAGUGGAUCUGUUGUGGGUGGUUCUGAAUACGGCCAAAUGCCACCUUCUCGCCCCAUGUCCCAUCUCAAUCUGCCUCAAUUCGGCAACGGCUCGCGGAUGAGCCUGGCGCCCAGUGGGUACGGUGGAUACGACAAUAUGGAGAUGGCAGCUCUCAAUCUGCCCACGGAUGACGCGAUCCUCGCCGAAAUCCGUGACAUCUUGGCCACGUCGGACCUCAUGAACAUCACCAAGAAAGCGGUCAAGGUGGAAUUGGAGAGAAGAUUUGGCGUUGAUCUUACGCUCAAGAAGCACUUCAUUGGCAGCGCUGUCGAGUCGCUGCUUGUAGGCCAGAACCAAUAA
Molecule: messenger RNA, 5958 nt
Organism: Periconia digitata
Lineage: Eukaryota; Fungi; Ascomycota; Dothideomycetes; Pleosporales; Periconiaceae
Source: the annotation of a GenBank genome assembly